Molecule: messenger RNA, 663 nt
Organism: Symbiodinium natans
Lineage: Eukaryota; Dinophyceae; Suessiales; Symbiodiniaceae
Source: the annotation of a GenBank genome assembly
AUGCGCUUUGCGGAGCUGGCGCAGGCGAACGUGCGCCCCGACGUCAUCUUGCUGGGUGACGGCCUCACGGUGCACGAGGCAGGCCUUGCCAAGCUGGACACGCAGGUGAACUACACACCAACGCCUACGUCGACGGUGUGUCCCGAGGAGGAGCUCCUGGACCUGGAGGAAGCCGAGGAAGGCGAGGAAGGCGAGGAAGGCGAAGGCGAGGAGGAAGAGGAAGCGGACCGGCAGGGCACAGCCCCGGUGAUCAGCAGCGCCAGCUUUCUUCGGCGCCAGCGGCUUCAAGAGGAGCGCCGACAGCUGGUGCACGAAUUCCUGGCGAAGCAGGGCUUCCAGGAGGUCAACACGCCCAAGUCGGUCUGCACCGCGUCCUUCUUCAGCAAGGAGACCAUCUACCCCAUCCACCGCGCGGCGCAGCUGGGUCACCACCGCAUGGUCCGCGAGCUGCUGCGGCUGGGUGCCGACCCCGAAGUACGAACAUCCCGCGGGAGGACAGCGUACGACCUCGCUGCCCAAGAGAGCAAGUUCAACUCGCACGGCAUGGUCCUCGAUCUGCUCUCCGGGAAGUGGAACGUCAUGUCCUUGCGUGAUCUGAGAGCCUCGUCCCAACAGGGCCCGCUGAUGCCCGAGAAUUGGAAAAAACAUAUUGGCUUGUAUUAG